AUGGCGUCGGCCGAGGUGGGAAUCCCGCGCCGCGAACGUGAUCGUGAUCGUGGCGAUCGCGGCCCGCGCGGCGGCGGCAACCCUCGUCGCGAGGGCGGCGACUCGUACCGUCCCGGCGGCCACGCGCGCUCGCGCGCUCGCACCCCUCCCCCGGUCCCGACCGAGGAGCAGAAGCAGGCGGCCGCCAAGGCCGAGUACGAGAAGCUCCUGACGAUGCGCUCCGGAGGCACGUACAUCCCGCCCGCGCGCCUGCGCGCCCUGCAGUCGCAAAUCACCGACAAGACCAGCAAGGAGUACCAGCGCAUGGCGUGGGAGGCGCUCAAGAAGAGCAUAAACGGUCUCAUCAACAAGGUCCACACGGCCAACAUCAAGCACAUCGUCCCCGAGCUCUUUGGCGAGAACCUGAUUCGCGGCCGUGGCCUGUUCUGCCGCUCAAUAAUGAAGGCGCAGGCGGCCAGCUUGCCGUUCACACCCAUCUACGCGGCCAUGGUCGCCAUCGUCAACACCAAGCUCCCUCAGGUGGGCGAGCUCCUCGUCAAGCGCUUGGUAAUGCAAUUCCGCAAGGGCUUCAAGAGAAACGACAAGUCGGUCUGCUUGGCGUCUACGACAUUCCUCGCGCACCUGAUCAACCAGCAGGUCCAGCACGAGAUGCUUGCCGGCCAGAUCCUUCUCCUUUUACUUAACAAGCCCACGGAUGACAGCGUCGAAAUCUCUGUCGGCUUCUGCCGCGAAGUCGGCCAGUUCCUCGAAGACAUGCGGCCCACGAUUGCCAACGUCAUCUUCGACCAAUUUCGCAACAUCCUGCACGAGGCCGGCAUCGACAAGCGAACACAGUACAUGAUCGAGGUCCUCUUCCAGGUGCGCAAGGACCGCUACAAGGACAACCCGGCCGUCAAGGAGGAGCUCGACCUCGUCGAGGAGGAAGAUCAAAUCACGCACCAGGUCGAGCUCGACGGCGAAAUCAACGUGCAGGACAGCCUGAACAUUUUCAAGUUUGACGAGCAAUAUGAAGAGAAUGAAGAGGCAUACAAGAAGCUCAAAGCAGAAAUCCUGGGCGAGGCCAGCGACGACGAGGACGACGAGGACGAUGGCGAUGAUGACAGCUCCGAUGAUGAGGAGGACCAGGAAACCAAGGAAAUGGAAAUCAAGGAUCAGUCCAACGCCGACCUGGUCAACCUGCGACGCACCAUCUACCUGACCAUCAUGUCGAGUGCCGACCCGGAAGAAGCCACGCACAAGCUCAUGAAGAUCAACCUGCCCGUGGGCCAAGAACCAGAGAUGCCCUCCAUGAUUGUGGAGUGCUGCUCGCAAGAAAAGACGUACACAAAAUUCUUCGGCCUGAUUGCGGAGCGCUUCGCCAAGAUCAACCGCCUCUGGUGCGACCUGUUUGAGCAGUCGUUCCAGAAGUACUACGAGACCAUCCACCGCUACGAGAACAACAAGCUGCGCAACAUUGCCAUGCUGUUCGGCCACAUGUUCGGCUCCGACGCCCUGGGCUGGCACUGCCUGUCGGUGAUCCACCUCAACGAGGACGAGACGACGUCCAGCAGCCGCAUCUUCAUCAAGAUCCUGUUCCAGAGCAUCGUCGAGGAGAUUGGCGUGCCCAAGAUCAAGUCGCGCAUGGCCGACGAGGUGCUGCGCCCCAGCCUCGCGGGCCUCUUCCCCCAGGACAACCCCCGCAACAUCCGCUUCUCCAUCAACUACUUCACCAGCAUCGGCCUCGGCGCCCUCACCGAGGAGAUGCGCGAGUUCCUGCAGAACAUGCCCAAGCCCGCGCUCCCCGCGCCGGCGGCCGCGGCGCGCGGCGACGACGAUUCGGACUCGGACUCGGUGUCGAGCUACUCAUCGCGCACCGCGUCCUCGUACUCGCGCUCGCGAUCCCGAUCCCGCUCGUACAGUCGCUCCCGCAGCCCGCGCCGCAUCGGCAACGAUCGCGGCCGCUCGCUGUCGCGCACCCCGUCUCGGCGCAGCCGCGGCGAGUCGUACUCUCGCAGCCGCUCCCGCUCCGCUUCGUACAGCAGCCGCGGCCGCACCAGGAGCCGCUCCUUCUCCGACGCCGGUGACCGCAAGAGGCGGACACCCUCCCGGUCGGCAACCCCGCCUCGCCGUGCCCGCCGCGGGGCUCCCUACAGCCGCUCGCGCAGCCGCUCCUACGACUCGUACAGCGACGCCUCGCGCUCUCGGAGCCGCUCCCGCUCGGCCCCGCCUCCUCGCCGCCGCGAGCGCGACGCCAGCUCUCCGCCGCCGCCGCCACGGCGCGGGAACAGCUCGUCGGUCAGCCGCAGCCCUGCCCCCCGCAAGCGCGGUCGUUCACCCUCGCACUCCCGCUCGCCGUCCCGUUCGCGCUCGCCGCCCGCUCGUCGCGUCCGGGCCGAGGAUCGCAGCCUGAGCCGCAGCCGGUCACCGCCGCCGCGACGCGGCGGCGACGGUAGGCGACGGUCGUCGAGCCCCGCGGCGGCGAAGCGGCGACGGGCCAACAGCUCCAGCGUUUCCCGGUCGCCGCCACCUGUCAAGCGUGGCCGUCGUGGGAGUUGA
Molecule: messenger RNA, 2535 nt
Organism: Cordyceps fumosorosea ARSEF 2679
Lineage: Eukaryota; Fungi; Ascomycota; Sordariomycetes; Hypocreales; Cordycipitaceae
Product: Armadillo-type fold protein
Exons: 1
Coding region: 1-2535 (844 amino acids)
Biological process (GO): mRNA splicing, via spliceosome
Cellular component (GO): catalytic step 2 spliceosome
Molecular function (GO): protein binding; RNA binding
Source: RefSeq, a predicted model, not a curated record